GUUCUUAUGGCGGAGCUGUGGGCUGUUGUCACUCACGCGUUCCGUAUUCACUGUAAAUAAAACACAAAUACUGUCAUUUACACUGAUUUUACUCCGUUUACCACAACAGCAAUAUUGAGGCUUCGGCUGCAGCAGCUUUGGAGCGCCAGUCAUGGCGUCUCUGUCAGAGGAGGUGUUGUUGGUGGUGAAGAGGGUUCGUCAGAGGAAGCAGGACGGGACUCUGUACCUGAUGGCUGAGCGGAUCGCCUGGGGUCCGGAGGGGAAGGACCGCUUCAGUGUCAGUCAUCUGUAUGCCGACAUCCGCUGUCAGAAGAUCAGUCCUGAUGGUAAGGCAAAGAUCCAGCUGCAGUUGGUUCUGCACACAGGAGAAAGCACCAACUUUCAUUUCGCCAAUGAGAGCACAGCACUGAAGGACAGAGACGCUACCAAAGAACUCCUACAGCAACUGCUGCCCAAAUUCAAGAAGAAAGCCAAUAAAGAGCUGGAGGAGAAAAACAGGAUGUUGCAGGAAGACCCAGUUCUGUUCCAGCUUUAUAAAGACUUGGUCGUGAGUCAGGUGAUCAGUGCAGAGGAGUUCUGGGCCAAUCGGCUGAGCCUGAAUUCUGUAGACCACGCCCUCUCCAAUAACAACAAACAGGAAGUGGGCAUCUCGGCUGCCUUCCUGGCUGACAUCAGACCACAGACAGACGGCUGCAACGGCCUGCGGUACAACCUGACCUCUGACAUCAUCGAGUCCAUCUUCAGAACCUACCCUACAGUCAAACAGAAAUACGCUGAGAACGUUCCUCACAACUUGACGGAGAAGGAGUUCUGGACGCGGUUCUUUCAGUCUCAUUACUUCCACAGAGAUCGAAUCAACACGGGCCAGCAGGACAUCUUCUCAGAGUGUGCAAUACAGGACGAGAAGGGCCUGAAAUCGAUGGUGACUCAGGGAGUGAAGAACCCAAUGGUAGAUCUGCUGUCCCAUGAGGAUAAAACAUUAGAUGAGGGUUACGGGAGAGCGACAGUUCCCUCCACAUCAAACCCAUCAAACAAAACAUUGAGAGAGAACAGUAACUGUGCCAUCAUCAAACGCUUCAACCAUCACAGCGCCAUGGUGCUGGCAGCCGGACUGCGAAAAGUUGAAGCCUCCAGUGAUCAAGCCAGUGAAACCAGCAGCACUGAUGGAAACUCCAGAGAUUCAGAUUUCUUUCAGCCGUCACUCAAAAAGGUGAAAUUACAGGAAGCCAUUGAAUAUGAUGACUUGCAGAGUGACUCUGGCCGUAAAACUAUUGCUCUGAACCUGAAGAAGUCAGACAGAUACUCCCACGGGCCAGUUCCUCUGCAGCCGCAGCAUUACACCACCAGUCAGGACAUUAUAACCUCCAUCAGUGUCAUCCGACAGGAGAUGAAGAACUAUAAACCCUGUCUGACAAAGGUGAUGUCCAGCAGUGCGGCGGGCUCCGCCAUCACAGAGCUGUCACCUGGAGGCGUUCUGAUGCAGGGCGGAGGUCAACAGACCAUUAACCAGUUGGUGGCCACUGAUGUUCAGAGUGAACUGAAGCACUUAUAUACGGCCGCUGGAGAGCUGCUCCGACACUUCUGGUCCUGUUUCCCCGUCAGCACUCCCUUCCUGGAGGAAAAGGUAGUUAAGAUGAAAUCUAACCUAGAGCGAUUCCAGGUGACUAAGCUCCGCCCCUUUCAGGAGAAGCUCCAACGGCAGUUUUUGAGCAUUAAUCUAACGGGCCAUCUUGAGGAAAUGCUACAGGCUGCAUACAACAAGUUUCAAGCCUGGCAAUCCCGUCGGAUGAUGCGAAAAACCUGACGUGGUCACGUAGAAGCGAAUACUUUGAGAGUGAGAAAAGACUCUGGAUAAAAUAAAAAAAGAGAGCAUUUCGGACACACACUCCUAGCUGGGACGAAUGGCCUCAAAUGGGUGAAUUUUCCAGCCAAUCAGAGCUGGAGGUGCUAGUGGGCGUGUCCUUGGGGGAGGAGCUUGGAGAGGGCAAUGCUGUCAUAUUAUUGGUCCACGUGGAGAUGGACAGCAGCAGUCACACACAACUGUAAUGAUUUUUUUCUCUUUAUUUUGUCCGUUCCGUUUUUUUCGCCUUUCCGUGGAUUCCUAGGUAAGAUGUGACAUUUUAACAGUGUUGUAUUUCUACAAUGACCAAACUUGUGGUGUAAUAAUAAUAACGGUGGAAGGUUUCUCAGGAACUUAAUGUUUAAUGCAAAGGACUCUGUUGGAGGGAAAAGCUUUUAAGUCGACGAUAAGGAGGAAUCUUUACAAAUCGGAUAUUGCAAUCCAGUUCAACUCUCUCGAGACUUGACGCUGAUUGGAAGUCAGUUGCUCAAGACAUGCCAACGGGAGGAAAUAAAGCAAUACUGUAUAAUACAAGUGUUACUCUGUAGUGCAUUGACUGAUCUGUGUGCCGCAGACAAGUGCACACUCCUUCGCACUGCUUUAUAACAUGUCUAGCUGCACCGAGUUGAUGUUAUUGCAAAUAAAGUCAUAAU
Molecule: messenger RNA, 2493 nt
Organism: Xyrauchen texanus (razorback sucker)
Lineage: Eukaryota; Metazoa; Chordata; Actinopteri; Cypriniformes; Catostomidae
Product: general transcription factor IIH subunit 1-like
Exons: 15
Coding region: 152-1804 (550 amino acids)
Biological process (GO): nucleotide-excision repair; transcription by RNA polymerase II; transcription by RNA polymerase I
Cellular component (GO): transcription factor TFIIH core complex; transcription factor TFIIH holo complex
Source: RefSeq, a predicted model, not a curated record